CUUAAACACUAAAAAGAAAACACAAUUUAAUAAAAAAAAAAAUGAAAACCCUAAUCUUGGCAGUUGCCCUGGUCCUAUCCCUUAUGACUGCAGUGAAUGGCCAAGACCGACCACAAGACUACGUGGGCGCUCACAACAGGGCUCGAUCCGCUGUUGGGGUGGGGCCUAUUCAGUGGGACGAGAGGGUAGCCGACUACGCACGUGACUAUGCGAACAGGCGGAGAGGCGAUUGCCGUCUGAUCCACUCGGGUGGGCCCUACGGAGAAAACCUAGCAUGGAGCAGCCGCGACCUGUCAGGCGUGGCGGCUGUUCAGCUUUGGGUGAACGAGAAGGACGAUUACCAUUACCGUACGAACACGUGUAGGGCCGGGAAACAAUGCGGACACUACACUCAGGUUGUCUGGAAGAAGUCGGUGAAGUUGGGUUGUGCCAAGGUGAAGUGCAACAAUGGCGGAACAUUCAUCAUUUGCAACUAUGAUCCUCCCGGCAACGUUAGAGGCCAGUGGCCCUACUAAACAAACACUGUAUAUACACGUAUAAAUACACACACAUAUACCAUAUGUGUAUAUAUUUGAAUAAAAAUCAUCUAUCUAGCUAGCUAGUGAUGAUUAGCUCGUCUGUUUCUAAUUUAUUUAUGGUUAUGUAUUGUUGUAUUGUAUAUCUUGUGAUUGAAUAAUGCAUGCACUGCGGUUGUGUAGGUGCAUGUCCAUACGAGUUACACCAUGAACUUGUAUGUAUAUAUGUUGUAAUUUUCUUCUAAAUAAAAGUAUAAUAUGGACCUUUGUCCUAAAGAA
This is a messenger RNA of Tarenaya hassleriana, 794 nucleotides long. Its product is annotated as pathogenesis-related protein 1-like. Gene Ontology annotation, cellular component: extracellular region. Bases 42 to 515 code for a protein of 157 amino acids. The record is from RefSeq and is a predicted model, not a curated record. The transcript has a single exon. Lineage: Eukaryota; Viridiplantae; Streptophyta; Magnoliopsida; Brassicales; Cleomaceae.